Molecule: messenger RNA, 2773 nt
Organism: Solanum dulcamara
Lineage: Eukaryota; Viridiplantae; Streptophyta; Magnoliopsida; Solanales; Solanaceae
Product: KH domain-containing protein HEN4-like
Exons: 9
Coding region: 350-2467 (705 amino acids)
Biological process (GO): regulation of gene expression
Cellular component (GO): cytoplasm; nucleus
Molecular function (GO): mRNA binding
Source: RefSeq, a predicted model, not a curated record
CUGCUGAAAUCAAAGACGGAAGCGAAUCCAAAAUUUCGUCCCGCCGGUGAAGAUAAUUGGGAAGAAAGGAGCCCUAUAUUUCCUGCCUACAUUAGUUAGCUCCACUUUGAUCGACUCGGUUACUGGCUAUACAUUCCGGUGUAUCAGAAAUGGGAUAUGUUUUGUAGAAUGUUAUGGAUGCUUUUGAUACUUGGUGGAACUUAUCUGUCUAAUUUGCUUUUCAAAGAAGGGAGAAGCCUACUUAUUUGACAAGGUCAUAGCCUUGUUGGAGUAAGUGCUAAAGCAAGGAGAAGUUGCCCAAGGGAAUAAGAAGGUUCUUUUAGUUGAGAAUAAUUUAAUCCAUCUAGUCAUGGACGAAUACAAAAGAAAUUCUCUCAAGCAACGCUCGAAUACCCAAUUCAAGAGGAAGGGAGGCAGUAAAAAUGCAAAGUUGAAUUUUUCUAGUUAUGAACGGUCAUCUGAAAAUUCUCAAAGUUCAGAUACUACCUAUUGUAUACUUUGUCAAUCCAAAAAAGUUGGUAGCGUAAUUGGAAAAGGUGGUAGCAUAAUCAAAGCCUUGAGAGAGGAAACUCAAGCAAAAAUUACAGUUGCUGACAGUGUUCCUGGUUCUGAUGAUAGAAUAGUAAUCAUCUCUAGUCCCUCUACGAAACUAGCUAGGAGACAAGAUAAUGACAAAAACAAUGAUAAUCCAGAGACAAUGGAAGAAACUGGUUCCAUGGAGCCACAUUGUGCCGCGCAAGAUGCUCUGUUAAAAGUUCACAAUAGGAUUGUUGAGGAAGACUUGCUGGGAGUACAAAAUGAGGAUAAGAGUGAAACUGUAAUAAUCACGCGUCUCCUUGUUCCGAACAAUUUGGUUGGAUGCCUUUUAGGAAGAAAAGGCGAUGUUAUUCAGAAAUUGCGAAGUGAGACUGGGGCAAGCAUUCGUGUCCUUUCUGCUGAACAUUUGCCAGCUUGUGCUAUGACCACUGAUGAAUUGGUCCAAAUAUCAGGCAAACCUGCUUUGGUGAAAAAAGCCUUGUAUGAAGUAUCAACACUGUUGCAUCAGAAUCCUCGCAAAGACAAACCUACCUCGAGUUUUCCUAUGGUACAUGGUGCUCAAGGUUUUCACCCCCCUGGUCCUCCCAUGGAAAAUAUGAUUCCUCCAGGAAAAUCAAUGUGGUCUCAAAGUAAAACUAAUUUAAAUGGUAUGUCGCCUGCGUUAGCGGUGGGAGGCUAUAGGAACCAGCUUACUGGAUUUGGCCGUGCGGAUUUUGAUUAUGGUCCUCCCCCUUGUGCUGGUGAAGCUCCUGGUGAUUUCACCAUGAAAAUUCUGUGCUCAGCUGCAAAAAUUGGUGGUGUUAUAGGCAAGGGUGGCUUCAAUGUAAAACAACUGCAGCAGGAAACAGGAGCGGGUAUACAUGUUGAGGAUGUCGCACCCGAAUCUGAUGAAAGAGUUAUUCGUGUCUCCUCUUUGGAGUCUUUUUGGGAUCCCAGAUCACGAACUAUUGAUGCCAUUCUUCAACUUCAAAGUAAAACAAGUGAAUUUUCUGACAAAGGAACUAUCACUACAAGGCUUCUUUUUCCCUCAAAUAAGGUUGGCUGCAUUAUUGGACAAGGAGGACAGGUUAUCAAUGAGAUGAGAAGGAGAACGCAGGCGGAUAUUCGUGUUCUUUCCAAGGAUGAUAAACCCAGAUGCGCAUCUGCAGAUGAAGAGCUUGUGCAGAUUUCUGGAAGCAUUGGUGUUGCAAAAGAUGCUUUGGUUGAGAUUUCUUCAAGGCUCAGAGAAAGAUGCCUUAGGGAUGCAAAUAGUAAAGUGGAGUCUGCUCCUGUUAGGCCACUUCCUGGAUUUGUUCCUUCAGAGGAUUUCCGAAGUGGAGAUCCACAACGUACUGGAGCAAUUGGGGCUGGUAGCUCUAGAAGAUAUGAACAUUUGAAGGGUGCUGUUCGUGAAUAUGACCAUCCAAGUUAUCCAGAUCUUCCCAUUGCCACUAGAUACUCAAGUAUCAGUAGUCCCCCAGAGAUGAAGUUUCCAGACCAUUCUUUUGGUUCUGCAAAAGGAACAGGAGGGUACAACAUUAAUGAGUUUGCUGGAAGUAGUGCAAGAUUUCGGGAUCCUCGUUCUAUUGGACCUGGAUUCAUUGAUGAUAUUCGGGGUACUUCAGAUCACAUGAAUGCUGGGCACAACGUUUUUCAUGGGUCCUCUGAGAAUUUGAAUGCUGGGCGGCCUACUUUUCAAGGAUACGGGUCUCCUGCUGGAAAGAGCAGCAAUAUUCAGCAAGGUGCUUACCACCAGAAUUAUGCUGCUCAACAAAGUGCUUAUCAAAGUUAUCCAGCUAAAGGUGGCUACCCUAGCGGUAGUCCUUCCCAUUUGCCUUACCAGAACACUAAUCCACAUCAAGCUCCAUAUCAAAACAUCAACUCGCAGCAGCACCAGCAGGCGCCUCCACCAUACCAGAACAUGGCUGCACAAGGUUCCUACCAUUAUUGAUCCUCAACAAUGAGUUCCUCAAACUACUUAUGGCAGGUUUUAGUCACUUCUGUACAAUACUUUAAUAUCAUGUUGUGCCGUAGUUGUUGCUGAAGUGUCUGUCAUAGUGAUCUGACUUAUUGCAUUCGAUGGUUAAGAGUAUCGUUGAACACAGGUUCAGUAGUUAACUGUUUGGCAAUAUUUUCGGAGACCUCGCUUCAGGUUUUCUCUGCAGCAUUCAACUUCCUUGUGGUUUAAGGUGCCUAAUUUGAUUUCUUUGUAGUGAGAUUGUUUUCAAAUGAUAAAAAUUUCUUUAGUGUUCCAAAA